Messenger RNA from Prunus armeniaca (apricot), 669 nucleotides. The record is from the annotation of a GenBank genome assembly. Lineage: Eukaryota; Viridiplantae; Streptophyta; Magnoliopsida; Rosales; Rosaceae.
AUGUCGAAUUUGUACGGAGAUUACAAUCAGAAAAUUGAUUAUGUGUUCAAAGUGGUGUUAAUUGGAGACUCGGCAGUUGGAAAGACACAGCUGCUCGCGCGCUUUGCUAGAAAUGAAUUCAGUGUGGACUCGAAAGCCACAAUUGGGGUCGAAUUUCAGACGAAAACUCUUGUUCUCGAUCACAAGACGGUGAAGGCUCAGAUUUGGGACACUGCUGGCCAAGAAAGGUACAGAGCUGUCACGAGUGCAUACUACCGAGGCGCAGUUGGAGCAAUGCUGGUUUAUGACAUGACAAAGCGCCAAUCAUUUGAUCACAUGGCUAGGUGGUUGGAGGAAUUAAGGGGCCAUGCUGAUAAGAACAUUGUCAUUAUGCUCAUCGGCAACAAAUGCGACUUGGGAAGUCUCCGAGCAGUGCCAACUGAAGAUGCACAGGAGUUUGCUCAAAGAGAGAACCUAUUUUUUAUGGAGACAUCUGCUCUUGAAGCCACCAAUGUCGAAACCGCCUUCUUGAUGAUUUUAAUGGAGAUAUACCGGAUAAUGAGCAAGAAGACCCUUGCUUCCAAUGCUCAAGAUGGUGGAGAUUCAGGGUUUCUAAAGGGAACUGCGAUUAUCGUUCCUAGUCCAGAGUCGGAUGCCUCCAGGAAGGGGGGCUGCUGCUUUUCCUCCUAA